Messenger RNA from Drosophila suzukii, 875 nucleotides. RefSeq names its product chromatin modification-related protein EAF6/MEAF6 (gene Eaf6). Gene Ontology annotation, cellular component: NuA4 histone acetyltransferase complex. The record is from RefSeq and is a predicted model, not a curated record. NCBI's taxonomy places the organism in Eukaryota, Metazoa, Arthropoda, Insecta, Diptera, Drosophilidae.
UUGAACUCUGCGGUCACACUGACAACAACACAAGUUGUUUUGUUAAACAUUUCUUAAAAUUUUAGCCUUUUCUGAAAACAUGAGCUCGCCCACGAGUAAAAAUGUUAGCGAAACGAAUGGGAACAAGCCCAAGAAGUCGGGCAAAACGAAUUCGAAUGCCAAAAGCGGAUCCAUGGACACACGCGCUGAAUUGGCGGACCUCAUCAAAAAGAAGGCAGAGACUUCGGAACAACUGGCCAAUCUGGAGCGACAGAUCUACGCAUUCGAGGGGUCCUAUUUGGAGGACACCCAGCUGUGCGGGAACAUCAUCCGCGGCUGGGAGCGCUACCUGACCUCCAACAAGGCCACCAAUUCCAAGGCCGACAAGCGGAAUCGCAAGUUCAAGGAGGCGGAACGCCUCUUCUCCAAGUCCAGCAUUACCUCCAUGGCUAUAUGUAAUCCUGAGCGCGCCAGCGAAUCGGAUUCCAUUACCAAUGAAGACUCCAGCGACAAUCAGAUCUCAAUCAAUCAGAACACAACAACGGCCCACGAUGGAGCCACAACAAUCAAGAGCACACUGAAAGAUGAAAAGGAUUCACCCUCGCAUAGAAAUGAAGGAAGUCUGGUCUCCAGUGCCGGAGUGGUGGCAGGACCUGCAAACAGUGGGGGUGUCAGCUCGGGAAACAAAGAUGUCCUUGGCACGCCCACAUCAAAUACAAAGAGCAAAUUAUCCACCAACUCCAGUGCGACGGCGAAGAAAAGCGGGCACAUAAACAAGAAGAUUCGACAUCGAUGAUGACUGCUGCUUUAGGGUCCGCAUCGAACGACCCACUCCUUAUGUUCAAAGUUUUGAAAUUACAAUUUGUACAAGUAAUAAAACGAAUGUAGAUUUACCA